Messenger RNA from Nestor notabilis (Kea), 903 nucleotides. RefSeq names its product phosphoprotein membrane anchor with glycosphingolipid microdomains 1 (gene PAG1). Gene Ontology annotation, cellular component: membrane raft; plasma membrane. The record is from RefSeq and is a predicted model, not a curated record. Gene Ontology annotation, biological process: negative regulation of T cell activation; intracellular signal transduction. The transcript has 4 exons. The coding region runs from base 1 to 903 and encodes 300 amino acids. Lineage: Eukaryota; Metazoa; Chordata; Aves; Psittaciformes; Psittacidae.
AUGGGGCCAGAGGGUGGUUUCUUAGGCAGUGGACAGGUCCACAUCAUCCUAUGGGGAAGUUUGGCAGCCAUGACAACACUCUUGUUCCUCACCUUCCUCAUCUUCCUCUGCUCCAGCUGCAACAGGGAAAAGAAGGCCAAAUAUCAGAAUGGAGAUCAUGAAAAUCUGAUGAAUGUGCCUUCUGACAAGGAGGUGUUCAGCCACUCGAUCACAAGUUCAGCUACUGAACCCCCUCCGAGCACCGACCAGAACGGGGCACUCAGCAACGGUGAGGUGCUCUCAGAGGACAGCACAGCUGCUUGUAUCCAGCCUUACGAAGAAGUACAGACGUCUGAUCUGCUAGAUCAACAGGAUGGUCUUGGAAAGUCUAUAAAAUGUCACCAGACCCGGGAACUACCCAGUAUUCCCCCUAACACCACCAUGGAAACCAUCAUCUCGGCUAGAAAUGCGGAAAAUGAUCAAGGUCUUGGAAUGGAAGGGCCUUACGAAGUCUUGAAAGACAGCUCCUCUCAGGAGAACAUAGUUGAAGACUGCUUGUAUGAAACUGUGAAGGAAAUUAAAGAUGUUGGAGCAGUAGCCAGCAUGGAAGGGAGCUCUAACAGCAAAUCAAAGGCUUCACUGACAGUUUCUGAAGGUCAGAAUCAGAUUCCUGAGUGCAGAAUUGAAUCAGCAGAAUAUGCAUCUGUUGACCGAAAUAAAAAAAGUCGCCAAAGUGCUAAUUCAGAAAGUCCUCUUGACAACACACCAGAUGUAGAAGAUGAGCUUCCCCCGCCAGUACCCAUGAAACUUCUCGAUGAAAAUGAGAAUGUACAAGAAAAAGAAGUGGAAGAAGAAGUGACAGAAGGAGCAAGUAAACCAGAGAAGGUAAAUACUGCAAAUACUUGUCCCUGUCAAACAGCCUAA